This is a messenger RNA of Epithele typhae, 1773 nucleotides long. Its product is annotated as cytoplasmic protein. The transcript is spliced from 8 exons. The coding region runs from base 1 to 1773 and encodes 590 amino acids. Lineage: Eukaryota; Fungi; Basidiomycota; Agaricomycetes; Polyporales; Epitheliaceae. Gene Ontology annotation, molecular function: 5-oxoprolinase (ATP-hydrolyzing) activity. The record is from RefSeq and is a predicted model, not a curated record. Gene Ontology annotation, biological process: glutathione metabolic process. Gene Ontology annotation, cellular component: cytosol.
AUGGCGAACGACAUAAAGAAAUACCCGCCUCCCGACCCCAUCCUCCUCACACUCUUCGCGAAUCGCUUCAUGAGCGUCGCGGAGGCGAUGGGUCGCUCGCUCCAGCAGACUGCAAUCAGUACCAACAUCAAGGAGCGGCUCGACUUCUCGUGUGCGCUCUUUGCGCCGGAUGGUGACCUCGUCGCGAAUGCGCCGUUCAUCCCCAUCCACCUUGGGUCGAUGAGCUUCGCGGUGCGGUAUCAAAUGCAACUGCACGCUGCGACACUCAAGCCAGGCGACGUGCUCAUGACGAACUCCCCGCAUGCCGGUGGUUCGCACCUCCCCGACAUCACGAUCAUCUCACCUGUCUUCGACUCGACCGCGUCCAAGAUCAUCUUCUUCACUGCGUCGCGUGGACACCACGCCGAUAUCGGCGGAAUCCUCCCCGGGUCGAUGCCCCCGACGUCGAAGACGAUCUUUGAGGAGGGCGCGCACAUCAAGAGCUUCAAGCUUGUACGGGAGGGUGUCUUCGACAGCGAGAACCUGUACAAGUACAUGGUUGAUGAGCCAGCGCAGUACCCUGGGAGCUCUGGAUGCAGGAACAUCAGGGAUGUCGAGAGCGACUUGAAAGCACAAGUUGCGGCGAACCACAAAGGCAUCCAGCUCAUCCACCAGAUUGUGGACGACUACGGCCUGGAGACUGUGCAAGAGUAUAUGCACCACAUCCGUGCCAACGCCGAGAUGUCGGUCCGCAACCUCCUGCGCGACGUUGUGAAGCGUGCUGGCUCAAACAUUCUCGAGGCCAUCGACUAUCUGGAUGAUGGAUCGCCGAUCCAGCUCAAGGUCGAGAUUGACGAGAAGGAAGGGUCUGCAGUACUCGACUUCGCUGGCACAGGAUGCGAAAUUCGAGGCAACCUCAACGCGCCCAUCUCCGUCGUGCAUUCUGCCGUCAUCUAUUCCAUGCGCGCGAUGCUUGACAUGGACAUUCCUCUCAACGCUGGUUGCCUUGUCCCGAUCACUGUGCUGAUUCCGGACGGCUCUCUGCUCUGCCCAUCUGCAACUGCUGCUGUUUGUGGAGGAAACGUUCUAACUUCGCAAAGGAUCGUGGAUGUUGUUCUCAAGGCAUUCCACGCCUGUGCGGCCAGCCAAGGGUGCACGAACAACCUCACCUUCGGUGCUGGUGGCAAGGACCAGGAUGGCAAGAACAUCGUGGGUUGGGGCUACUACGAGACCAUCGCCGGCGGCUCCGGCGCAGGCCCCGGCUGGCACGGCACCGACGGCGUGCACACGCACAUCACCAACACGCGCAUCGGCGACGUCGAGAUCCUCGAGCGCCGUUACCCAGUGCUCGUCCACCGCUUCGGCCUGCGCUCCGGCUCGGGCGGCCGCGGGCGCUGGCGCGGCGGCGAUGGUGUCGUCCGCGAGCUCGAGUUCUCCGAGCCGCUCCAGGUCUCGAUCCUCUCCGAGCGCCGCACGCGCCAGCCGUACGGGCUCGAAGGUGGUGAGCCCGGCGCGCUCGGGCGGAACACGUGGGUGAAACGGCCUCGGAAGGAGGACGGGGACCUCGCGGAGGGCGUCGAGGAGGCGGAGGCGGAGUCGAGGAAGAUCAACAUUGGAGGGAAGGCGACGGUGUGGAUGGGUAAGGGCGAUAGGUUGCUCAUCGAGACGCCGGGCGCGGGGGCGUGGGGUGCGCCGCAGGAGGGGACGGAUGAUGGGUGUGGACUCGAACAUGUGAAGGCGUGGGCUCCGAGAGGGAGUCUGGCGGAGCGUGAGUCAGCGCAGGCAGCGUUCUGA